AACAAACAUAUUUUUAAAGUUUUUAGUAGAUGCACACUAAUAAUUAUAAAUAGUUAAUUAAAGUAUCUUUUGAAACCAAAACAUUAUUGUAAAAUAAUAGGAUAUAAUAUUAAUUAAUUAAACUCUUGUCUGCAAUUUCAAAAAUGUAUUAUAAUAAUUCAGGUAAUAGCAAUUAGCAAGGAAGUUAGAGUGGGUUGAAUUCAAAUAGAGAGAAUAGUAACAAUUUGAAUAAUUCAAACUAAAGUUAAAACAUUUCUAGUAAUUAAUCAAUAAACAAUCUUGGUUUAGGAAAUAGUUUGUAGAAUUAAUAGAUUUUAAUAAAUUCUAGCAAUAAUGGUAUUCAAAAUUAGUAAGGAAAUAACAGUGGUUCCUCAAAUAAUUUAUCAAACUAAAAUAAUGGUUCAAAUAAUAAUUCAAGUAGCAAUAAUAUCAACAGUAAAAGUAAAAAAAAUAAAAAGAAGGAUGAAGUUACACUAGCAUUUGAUAUUGCUUUAGGUAAUAAUAAUAGAUUAGAAUUUUCUCACCAAAAGCAGUUUAAAAGAGAUAUUUACAAACUUAUUGAUUAAGAGUCUUUUAUGGGUAAGUAAAAUGAAAGAGAUAUUAGCUAUUUCUUCACAUUACUCAAUAAAACCAUUAAAACAAAUAAAAUUCAUUAUGACAUUCUUCUUGAAAUAUUAAUAAAAUCGCUGACAUAGCUGACUAUGCAUGAUACAAUCAAUAAUAAAGAAAUAGAAGGCUAGUUUUAUUCAUGCUUCUAUGAUCUAAACAACUCUAAUUGUUUCGUAGAUAAAAAAGUUAAAGGAAAAAUUUUUUAUGAUUAAACACAUGAGAGUAUUUAUGAUUAAUUUUUUGAAGUACUUCAGCCUUAAAAUGAGAAAAAUUGCUUGAAGCAUCUCAUAUUCUUUAGGAAAUUAUGCAGAGGAUAAUAAGAUAUUGAAGAUGAUGGAUUAAAUAUUAUUUACUUGGCUAAGAAAAUUUCAGAGAAACAAGCUUUUACUGCAAAUUGCUUAGAUAUAUAAGUGAUUCUUUUUAUUUCUAAAUUGUGGUGGAUGAUUACAUCUAGCUAUUCUACUGUUGAAGAAAAAGGAAAAAGCUUAAAAUCUGAAUAUGAAACUUUAAAGCAAUUAAUGGGUUAAUAUAAAAAGUAGCUUCCAAUAGUACUUGAAAAAAUGUACUCAUAUUUGCUUAGUGAGUUGAAAAACCCACACAAAAAAGAAAUUGUAUUCUAAGGAAUGAUUCUUUUCAUUUUGUAUAUGCUGUGCAAGUUUAAGAACAUCUUAAAUUCAUAAAUGGAAAAUCCUACAUUCUUAAAUCUCCUUAAUACAUUUCUGAGUAAAGAAAAUGCUUAGUUUAUAUUUCCAUCAUUAGGCUAAUUCUAAGUGUAUUUUAAUUCAGAAAAUAUGAUGCUAAAAAAUUAUAAGAAGUGUAUUGCAGAAAAAACAUCUUUGCUAGAUGCUUUGGAAUAAAUAGUUCAAAAUCUUAUUUCUAACAGCCUUGUAAAUAAUAAUGAAAUAUUCUUUAAAAUACUUGAAUUUCUAGAAAUAAAAAGCCAAGAGAAUGAUGCUGUCCAGCAGUUUUAUACAAAUAUUUAAAAUAAAUUUUUAUUUUAAUCUUUAAUUGAUAACUUUCCAGUCAAUUCUAUUUCUAGUUAAUCGCAAGCAGUCAAGAAGACUCAAGAAUUUUUUAAUGAAAUGAUUAGAAGAAAGAUUUCUGUAAACAGUUGCUACUCAAUUUACUAUUUACAGUAACUGAGAAAUAAAAAUGAUAUUUUUGAGUUUGUUAGAUAGAUUCUUCUUCAUCCCAAAGAAUCAUUAAGCUCGAGUAUUAUUGGCACUUUAAACAAUAUUAAAUUGCUUUCUCCUACAUUCUUAAAAAUAGCAAUUAAAGUUGCAAAAACACUAAGAAAUGAACAAGAAAUUAAUUAUUUUAUGGACAACAUUUAAAAUCUGAAUAGUUACCUCAGAUAAAUACUGGAAGAAAAUUAAUAAAAUAAAGAGCUUUUGCUUUUUAUUUAAUUCAAAGAUUUACUCAUGAUGACUUGCAAUGUAUUGAUUUAACAAUAUGAGCUUGUAAAAGAUCGAAAGCAUGAACUUUUGACUUUUAUCGUUUAAAUAUUAGAUAUACUAUAAGAAUAUUGCUUGGAGGACAUAGAUAGUUAUCAAUAUGUAAGAUCAGACAUUUAAAUAUCUUGUGAUUUUAUAAGAUUAAUAACUAAAUUUUUGUUAAAUAAUCUUCCAUUUGAUGAUUCGAUUGUUCAGUAUAUACUUAUUAUAAUAACAAGCACUUGCUUAUUUUCUUAAAAGAGAGUUAUGACUUUAUUUUUAGAAUUGCAAGAAUAAAUUGUGGGGUUUUCUAUAUAAAACAGUAAGAACAUAGAUAAAGAAAUAAUAUUAGAAUACGAUAGGAAUGAAUUUACUUAAACUUCAUUAGAUUUUUUUAGAGAGCUUAAUUUAGGUAUAGACUUAAGUAAAAAAAAUAAAAGAAGCAGACUAGAUCUUACUGAAAAAGAAUCUCUUGCACUCUUCUUAUUUAAAUUUUACUUAAAAUAAAAUCCUAAAUGCAAAUAUUUAUCAGAGCAUUCGUAAUUGAUCAAAGAAUCUAUUUAUCCUAAGCUUAAGGAUGAAGACAUCAAGAAUAAUUGCAGUCUUAGUAGAAAAAUAACUGAAGUUUAUUUAUUCGGAUUUAAAUAUGAAAGAAAUGUCUCUAAUUUUGCUAACUAUCAAAAACCGUUUUAUUCUAAUCACCCAUUCGAUGAAUUUAUUAGAGAAUAUAUCAUCGAAAAUAAAUUUUUCUACUCAAUAAUUUAUUUGACUUGUCUUAAAGCAGAUAGCAAUUCUUUUAAUGAAUUUUUUAUGAGUGUAAUGCUUAAUCUGGCAGCCAUGUUCCAUAACACUUAAUUUGAAAAGAAACCUCACUGGACUUUAAGGAAGACAAUUAAAACUCUGAUUAAAAGAGAUGUGCUUCCAUCCAAAUGUGCUUUGUUGAUAAAGUACUUUGAUUAAAUGAAAAAUUAAUCAGUAGAGCAUAUAAUUUAUCUGCUAUACGACUAUUGUGUGAAGUUUAAAACUUAUUCAAACAAGAAUAGCUCUUAAAUUCCAAGUUCAGAUAAACAAUAAUUUAAGAUGCCUUUAAAAUAAAUACUAAUGAAUGAAUUAAAAACUGUAGCAAAGUAAUAUUAGGAAAUCAUUACAAUUUUUGAUUGAAAUAGCAUUAUUUAAUUUACUUUAGCUAGCUUAAUUCGAGUUCCUAUAUUAUAUAAUCAAAAUUUAAAAAGAUUCUUUAACUAAAUUGUGUCACAAUAUAAUUUUAUUAUUUAUUUUUUUCAUUAACUAUAUUAAAAACAUCCAAUUUAGUUACACAAAGCGAACUAAAUAAAUAAAUAAAAAAAAAAAACAAAAAUGAUUUAAAAUUCUUGUAAUUUUGUAGAUUUCAUUUGGCGCAAACUCAUCAUUGUUUUCCGAUUUGCUUCCUAUAGAGAUCCUUCUGUUUUUUCUUAUUAUGAGCUGGCGAAGGAAUGUAUCAUUAAGUACAAGACCUUCAUGGCAUGUCAUAAGUUAAUAUUAUAGUUUGUAUAAACCUUAUUAACUCCGACUUGCCUUAAAAGAUUUUCUUUAUGGGUGCUUUUUUUAUUAAUUCUUUAAUUAAUUAAAUAAUAAAUUUCAUCUUUUAAAAACAAACAAUUUAAAAAUUAAAAAUAUAAUUUUUUUAAUUUAACAUAAAAAAAGA
Molecule: messenger RNA, 3726 nt
Organism: Tetrahymena thermophila SB210
Lineage: Eukaryota; Ciliophora; Oligohymenophorea; Hymenostomatida; Tetrahymenidae
Exons: 12
Source: RefSeq, a predicted model, not a curated record